AUGAUUCUACGUGAGAUGUGUACUGGGAGUCCGAGCUGGGAUGAUCCUUUACCAGAAGAGUGCCGAGAUAGUUGGGAGAGUCUGAGCAAGUCACUUGAUCGGUUGAGCAGUCUACAGAUUCCCCGGAUGUUCGUUCCACAGUCGCUGAGCUUAGCAUCAGAUCCACAACUGCUGAUAUUUUCCGACGCAUCUGAAACAGCGAUUGCGGCUGCAGCUUACCUGAAGGUGAAGCAGGAUGUUGGAUUUGUCAUGGGAAAGUCUAAACUUGCACCUCUAGCAGGGCAUAGUAUUCCUAGACUGAAGCUGUGUGGUGCUGUACUGGCGGCAGAAAUAGGAGAAUUUGUGUCAGAUCAUCUCUCUAUCCCAGCGUCAUCGAUCCAGUAUUUUACAGACAGUAAGGUUAUAUUGGGAUACAUAAAAAACAGGACAAGACGAUUUUACAACUAUGUAAGUAAUAGGAUUGCUAGGAUUCAUGCUGUGUCAUCCCCUAGCCAGUGGAGCUACGUACCCACUCACCAGAACCCGGCUGAUGCAGCAACUAGGGGAUCAGUUGCGGACAUUAGUAAUAUGUUAGACACAUGGCUUGUUGGACCAGUGCAGUUUUGUUCAAGGAACCUAGCAGAAUGUGAAUCUGAGGUAGAUUACCCACUCAUCAGCCCUGACGACGAUAAGGAAAUUCGUUCUGAAUUGAGCACCUUUAACGCUGAUGUACAUGUAUUGACCAACCUGCCCCCGAUCGAGGAUCGAUUCAGUAAAUUCUCUACUUGGGACAGUCUUGUGGCUGCAUUUUCCACACUUCGUCAUGUAGCUGCCUCCUACCGAGGUUCCAAUGACUGUACUGGUUGGCACAUGUGCCAGAGCACUACUUGUGAAUCAACACUCAAAGACACUGAACAUUUCAUAAUUAGAUGUGUACAAGCUCAGGCCUUUGAUGCUGAAAUUGAAGCAAUUGAAAAUAAACUCAACCUACCUAGGGACAGCCAAAUUCAGAAUUUAUCUCCCUUCAUUGAUGAUAAUGGUCUGCUCAGAGCUGGAGGUCGUUUGAACAAACUGAAGAGUUCAGGACUUUCUUCCAUCAACCCUGUUAUAGCCCCGAAUGGACAUGUAGCAGUACUACUGGUACGUUUCCUCCAUAACAAGGUUUUUCACCAGGGCAGAAUGAUCACUGAAGGUGCUGUACGUUCUCACGGCUAUUGGAUCCUGGGAGCAAGGAGACUUAUUUCCCCCAUCAUUUAUUUUUGUGUUGUGUGCCGGAAGCUCCGAAGGAUGCCCCAGGAACAGAAGAUGGCAGAUCUCCCUGUAGAUCGUCUCACCCCAGGACCCCCAUUUUCCUCUGUUGGGCUGGACGUAUUUGGCCCGUGGCCAGUAGUUACCAGAAAGACGCGUGGUGGGUCAGCGCAGAGUAAAAGAUGGGCCGUCUUGUUCACUUGCUUAACUUCCCGAGCAGUCCACAUUGAAGUAAUUGAGGACAUGUCCAGCUCGUGUUUUAUCAACGCCCUAAGACGCUUUAUAGCCUUGCGUGGACCAGUAAAGCUUUUUCGCUCGGACAGGGGAACAAAUUUUAUUGGAGCUGUAGACGACCUUCAUGUGAAUGCCAUCAAGUUGAAGACACUGUGA
Messenger RNA from Saccostrea cuccullata (small rock oyster), 1617 nucleotides. RefSeq lists its product as uncharacterized. The transcript has a single exon. The record is from RefSeq and is a predicted model, not a curated record. Gene Ontology annotation, molecular function: nucleic acid binding. The coding region runs from base 1 to 1617 and encodes 538 amino acids. NCBI's taxonomy places the organism in Eukaryota, Metazoa, Mollusca, Bivalvia, Ostreida, Ostreidae.